AUGUGUGAAAAACACAGGUAUGUGUUCGAAGGAUUGACAUCUCUUGUGGAUGUUGGAGGAGGGACUGGAACUGUUGCAAUGGCCAUCGCCAAGGAUUUCCCUGACAUGAAAUGUGUUGUUCUUGAUCUUCCACCUGUGGUGGCUAACUUGCAGGGAAGUGAAAACUUGGAGUUUGUAGCAGGGGAUAUGUUUCUGAAUAUCCCCCCUGCUAAUGCUGUCUUACUCAAGUCAAUACUACACGAUUGGAAUGAUGAAGAAUGUCUGAAAAUUUUGAAGAACUGCAAGAAGGCAAUAACUGGAAGUGGAAAAAGUGUGAAGAAAGUUAUCAUUAUAGACAUGGUGAUGGAAAAUCCAGAGAUGGAUGAUGAAUCUGUCCAAGCACAGCUCUUCAUAGACAUGCUGAUGAUGGUUUUCCUGGGUAGCAAGGAGAGGAACAGAAAAGAAUGGGAAAAUCUUUUCUUAGAUGCUGGUUUUAGUACCCAUAAAAUUAAUCAGACUCUGGGUUUGAGGUCUCUCAUUGAGCUCUACCCUUAG
Lycium barbarum (goji berry) is the source of this 534-nucleotide messenger RNA. RefSeq names its product probable O-methyltransferase 3. The transcript is spliced from 3 exons. The coding region runs from base 1 to 534 and encodes 177 amino acids. Gene Ontology annotation, biological process: methylation. Lineage: Eukaryota; Viridiplantae; Streptophyta; Magnoliopsida; Solanales; Solanaceae. Gene Ontology annotation, molecular function: O-methyltransferase activity; S-adenosylmethionine-dependent methyltransferase activity. The record is from RefSeq and is a predicted model, not a curated record.